Messenger RNA from Pezoporus flaviventris, 2992 nucleotides. RefSeq names its product SH2B adaptor protein 2 (gene SH2B2). Gene Ontology annotation, cellular component: plasma membrane. NCBI's taxonomy places the organism in Eukaryota, Metazoa, Chordata, Aves, Psittaciformes, Psittacidae. The record is from RefSeq and is a predicted model, not a curated record. Gene Ontology annotation, molecular function: transmembrane receptor protein tyrosine kinase adaptor activity. The transcript is spliced from 9 exons. The coding region runs from base 153 to 2156 and encodes 667 amino acids. Gene Ontology annotation, biological process: intracellular signal transduction; antigen receptor-mediated signaling pathway.
CCCCCCCGAGUUGCUGUGGUCCCUCGUUCCGGUGUAGAAGUUCAUCAGUUGAAGUUAUGCGCUUGACCUGGAAGGACUGCGCUGCCGGCACCUUGAGGACCCUGUGAACUGGAAAGGGAGAGGAGCCCGCUGGCAGGUGGAAUGGGGCAGCCAUGAACGGCGAUGCCCUGUGCCAGGAGCCCUCCUCCCCGCUCCCCGACUGGAGGGAGUUCUGCGAGCUGCACGCGCAGGCGGCCGCCGUCGACUUCGCCCAGAAGUUCUGCCAGUUCCUGAAGGAGAACCCUCACUACGACACCCCCGGCGCAGAGGCUUCCUUCUCCCACCAUUUCGCCGCCAACUUCUUGGACAUCUUCAGCCUGGAGGUCAGCCGGGUGUUCGUGUCCGACUCGCCCACCAAAUACCACAUCGUGCCCUUCGUGGGGCUGCAGAACUGCCACGUCCCCUACGGGCGCGAGGUCGCGCCGAGGAAGGAGGAGACGUCCACGGAGUCACUGGACAGCAUGGAUGCCCCGCUGGGUGCUGGCCGGUACCUGAGCCCGGCACAGCAGGUACAGGCACGCAAGGUGUCCUCCUACGGCCAGUCCCGCAGCUCGGAGGAUGUCUCCAUCCACGCUGCCGCCAAGCCCAAGUUCAAGAAAGGCUUCUCCUUGAGGAACAUGAGCUUGUGCGUGGUGGAUGGCAUGAAGGAGAUGUGGCACCGCAAGUCCUCUCCGGAGCCGGGCGCCGAGGCUGCUCCCGGUGGCCGGAGAGCAGAGAGGGAGCCGUGGCCGGCCGGGGGCAAGGAGCCCGGUGACCCCCGGGAGAAAUGGACCCACAAGCUGCGCCUGUCCAAGGUGCCCUCCUCCAAGGUGGAGCUGGUGGACAUCCAGAGGGAGGGGACGCUGCGCUACAUGGUGGCCGAUGACACGAACUGUGUGGGGAGCUCGCAGUGGCAGAAGUGCCGCCUCCUGCUGCGGAAAGCGGUGAAGGUGGAAGGAGAGAGGUUCCUCCUCGAGUUUUAUGUCCCUCCAAAGGCUUCCAAGCCCAAGGUGAGCAUCCCGCUGUCGGCCAUCAUCGAGGUCCGCACCACCAUGCCGCUGGAGAUGCCCGACAAAGACAACACCUUCGUCCUAAAGGUGGAGAACGGGGCUGAGUACAUCCUGGAGACCAUCGACUCGCUGCAGAAGCACUCCUGGGUGGCAGAUAUCCAGGACUGCAUUGACCCUGGGGACAGCGGGGACGACAUCGAGCUGGCAUCCUGCGUGCAGGGAGCCUGUCUGCCGGGCAGGGUGUCCUGCAGCUGCGAGUUCCUGGCUGAUGAUGUGCCCAGGCCUCCAGACAGAUGUGCCCUGCCCGGGGCUCACACCACCACCACGGCCCCCGCUGUCCCUGCACCCCACGGCCGGGGCAGAGACUCCUUGGGGGAGCUCCUGGCACACGUCCCACUGGAGAGCUUCCUGCAGACACUGGAGUCCUCCCCCAGCGGGCACCUCACAGGGGAGGACAGCGAGGCGGAAGCGGAGAUCAACCUCUCGGCCUUCCCCUGGUUCCAUGGGACGCUGUCACGGAUCAAGGCGGCUCAGCUGGUGCUGCUGGGGGGUGCCCGGAGCCACGGCUUGUUCGUCAUCCGGCAGAGCGAAACGCGGCCCGGGGAGUACGUGCUCACCUUCAACUUCCAGGGGAAAGCCAAGCACCUCCGCUUGUCACUGAACGAGAGCGGGCAGUGCCACGUGCAGCACCUCUGGUUCCAGACCAUCUUUGACAUGCUGCGCCACUUCCACACGCACCCCAUCCCUCUGGAGUCGGGUGGUGCGGCUGACAUCACCCUCCGCAGCUACGUCGUGGCCCAGAGCCCGCUGCCUGAUGCUGGCCCCCCACCAGCCCUUGUGUCCCAGCCGCCAGGGUGCCGGCUCGACCUGCCACCUCCACACUACUUCUGCAGCACAGCACCCAGCGGCCCGCCGGCCCCACCGCCUGCCGAAGGGGUGGCUGUGGCCCCCGCUGCCACCGUCCCUGCACCCUACCACCGCCUGGAGGGUGCCCUGGGCCCCCGGAGCCGCAGUGACAGCGUGGAGCGCCGGCCGGAGCCCCCCGCCGCCAGUGCUGAGGACUACCAUGAUGCUGACAGUGCCCGGAGCCGGACCCGGGCGGUGGAAAACCAGUACUCCUUCUACUGAGCAUCCCCAUGCCCUGGGGCUGGAUGGUGGGGGGGGGGAGCGGGGUACCUGCACCCCUCAUUGCUGCACCAGCCUCGCCACCUCCUCCUGCCACCACCGGCGUGUCCUUCUUGCUCCCUGCCACUUCUGGGAGCCGUGUCAGCAGUGGGCAAUGUCCCGGCUGGACCUGGUGCCAGCCCCAAGGUUGGGGCAGUGCUGGAGGUUUGGGAGGCUGAAAGUGUCAGUGCCAUUUCAGAGCUUGCAGGCUCUUUUCUUUCCCUCUGGUCCAGGAGCUCUGCCAGGGCCAAGCAUCCCUGGGGAUGCCCAUCAUGGGAAGGCAGCCCAAAGCUGUGCCAGGCUCCAUCCUCCAGCCAAAGGACCUCACACGUUCCCUCUGGUGUGAAAGCCCAGCAUGGGCAACAUCCCUUCUGGUACCAUCACCCCGCAGCCCAGCUGCUGAGGGGCUCUGAUGGUUUAGGAUGACCAUGGAAAUGGCAGAUCCCCAUGCAGAGGCUUGUCUUGAGUUGUGAGGGUUUAUCCAGGCUGGCUUUCAGGCUCCCUCUGGGGCACACAUUUCCCAUCCUCUGCCAGGAGAAGGUUUUUUCCAAAGCUUAAUGAAUUGCAUUUGAGGAAGGUUUUUCUGCUGUCCUGCCUCUUCUGUUCCUUUGUCCUUUCUCUCCUUGCUCUACCUUUCUCCUCCUUUCUUCUCUUUCCCUUUCUUCCUCCCUUUCUUCUUUGCUUUUCAAAACCUAAGCUCUCUCCAAGGGCAUCAGCUCAACCUUCUGCCUUCUCCCUACCACAGCUAGGCAGUGUUUUUCAUUGCUUAAGGCAGACCUGCACAAACAUGGCAACACCCC